This is a messenger RNA of Daucus carota subsp. sativus, 1639 nucleotides long. RefSeq lists its product as uncharacterized. The record is from RefSeq and is a predicted model, not a curated record. The transcript is spliced from 13 exons. Bases 289 to 1365 code for a protein of 358 amino acids. Lineage: Eukaryota; Viridiplantae; Streptophyta; Magnoliopsida; Apiales; Apiaceae.
UUGAUUAUCCUUUAUAAGGAAAAAUGUUUGUCCCAGCUUCUCAACUCUGUCACAUUCCCCUGUCCUGCAAAGUUGUGUGAUGAUUUGUCUUAGAAGUUUUUGAAAUGAUCUUCAGUGGUAAGCUGCAAUGACAACCUGUUGGAGGAGUGGUGGGAAACAUUUUGGCCAACAUAUUGCUCAGUUGCUGGAGCAAAUGGACAAUCUUCUGGACAGGUCUCAGUUAAUCAACUCUAAAUCUUUCUCGUUAUUACUUCAUUGUUAUGUAAUGUAUAUCUAAGAUUUGAUUGCAUGAGUAAAAAGGCGUCAAUGGUAAAUGCUCCGGAGCAGUUGGCCUCUCAAGUACCUUUCAUGGGAGCUGAAUGGUUUGACCCAAGUCAACCACUGUUUCAUGCUCAGCACAUGCAUGACACAAUGCCCCCUUCAAACACUCCGAGCCACCAACAGAUAGCUGGAGCAAAUGGACAAUCUUCUGGACAGCCGUCAAUGGUAAAUGCUCCGGGGCAGUUGGCCUCUCAGGUACCUAUGUCGGGAGCUGAAUGGUUUCACCCAUGUCAACCACUGUUUCAUGCUGAUCAAAUGUAUUACACAAUGCCCCCUUCAAACACUCUGAGCCACCAACAGAUAGCUGGAGCACAUGGACAAUCUUCUGGACAGUCGUCAAUGGUAAAUGCUCCGGGGCAGUUGGCCUCUCAGGUACCUAUGUUGGGAGCUGAAUGGUUUCACCCAAGUCAACCACUGUUUCUUGCUGAUCACAUGCAUUACACAAUGCCCCCUUCAAACACUCUGAGCCAGCAACAGAUACCAGUACUGGCUACGGAAGCUCCUUUUCAGGUUACCAAGGAUCCUAAGAAUGAUGGUCUAGGAAUGUGUGCCUUGCAGUACGGUACCGGCUGGCCAGCUGCCCAAGCACGCGGGGAAGGGCCUCUCGGAUUUGUUCCAUUACAGUUUCCUAUGACUCUAUCAAUACCGGUGCCACCUGUCAUCGAUUCUAGCCACCUGCAGAUGGCAUAUACUGUUCAGCCUCCUCCGCAAGUUGCCAUGGUGAAUUCUACUUAUCCUGGAUGGCAGGAGUCGACAGAUACACCAGCAGCACCUUCUCCGGGUGAAGCCAACUGGAAGGACAAAAGGCCACUGACAGGAGGGCAAAUGGCAGUACCUGGACCUGAUCUUGCUCCAUACGAGUCUGGUGUAUCAGCUUCAUCUGUACCAUUGACGCAUCAGGCAGCGCAAAUGCAUAGAGCGGGUUCUCAUCCGCCGGCUGAUCAAUCUUCCAAAGAAGUACAACAAGAAGCCAGUGGAAGUUUGCCAAAGAAAAAACGUGGACGCCCCCCAAAACCAUCAAAAGGAAAGGGAACUGCUAAAUAGCUAACAUGUAUUAGCUAUUAAAAUUGGAGAUGACAGGAGCUACACCCUACUGAGGACUACGAGAUAAGCCAUAUUAAUGUGCAAUUAUGUUCUCAUUAAGAUUGUGUUUGGUAUUAUUCUUCGUCUGUUAUAGGGGCAAACCCACUGGAUUUUGGUUUUGCUUUUAAUUCAUCUUGUGGGAUGUUUAUUCUGAUAUUGUCAAAUUAUGGGAUUAUUUCUUUUUAUUUUUUGAACAAUGUCUGGUAUCUGCAUAUGUUAUGGAAAUUUUAUGGCA